AUGAAUAUCGAGACUCAGGUCUAUCAAGCACUAAUAGAGGUGAUGGAGCUUGCCGGCAAGAUUACAGAAAUCAUGGACAAGGUCUCAAGUCGAAGUACCAACAUCGACCGAAUGCUUUACCUUCAAAUGUCCGCUCUGGAUCGAGAGCUCGAAAAUUUGUACAAACGCCUACCGCUAUCUCUGCAGUACACCGCCGAAAAUAUUCAAACUGCUCCAUUUUCAUUUUUUCUGCUCCAUCAGCAAUAUUACUCUGCCACUAUACUACUCCAUCGCCAAUUCGCUCGCUAUGAUGAUAUUGUAAAUAGUGGCGAGAAAGAGCCGAGGAAACCCAGUGAACCCAUACUUGACGCCAGCCACCUGUCAACCUUCUCGCGUGAGACGUGCACAAAAUGCGCUGAAAGAAUUGCACAGAUAUUCUGGCAGCAUCGACAGAGAUUUGACACUAGAAAGAUCUUCGUCACGGGUCUACAGCAUGCCGGAAAUGCGGUCACUGCGCUAGUGGCUGCCAUUGCCUCUUCCACAGACCGCCGUUCAAACGACAAGAACAUGCGAUACCUGGAAUGUAUCACAUUGGCAUCGUAA
This is a messenger RNA of Penicillium malachiteum, 582 nucleotides long. RefSeq names its product fungal specific transcription factor domain-containing protein. Bases 1 to 582 code for a protein of 193 amino acids. The transcript has a single exon. NCBI's taxonomy places the organism in Eukaryota, Fungi, Ascomycota, Eurotiomycetes, Eurotiales, Aspergillaceae. The record is from RefSeq and is a predicted model, not a curated record.